UCCUUAAACUGUGGUUUAAAUAAGAGUCGUGAGCCUUGUGAUUCUUCACUCCUCCGUUGUGUCUCCAGCCAGAGCAGAACACAUCUUUCCUCAGCCACCAUGAGUAUGAUGGCAAGGUCCAGCCAAAUCUCCUUCAGGUCCUCUGGAGGAAGCAUGAUGGACAGUGGAGGAAGCAUGAUGGGCGGUCGAGGAGGAGGGAUGCUUGCCAUGAAAGCUGCAAGUGUGUCCGGCGGAUUCGGUGGAAUGCGCAUCUCCAGCUCCAUUGGGGGUGGGAGUUAUGCUGCUGCAGGUAGCGGUGGCUACGGAGGAGGAUACUCCUCUUCCUCCGGCUUCAGCAUGUCUGGAAUGGAAGAGGGUGUCAUUGGCAAUGAGAAGUUUACCAUGCAGAACCUGAACGACCGUUUGGCCACCUACCUGGCAAAGGUGCGCUCUCUGGAGAAGGCCAACGCUGAGCUGGAGCUGAAGAUCAGGCAGUUCUUAGAGAACAAGGCUGGCCCCUCCACCAGGGACUACAGUGCCUUUUUCGCCACCAUCGCUGACCUGCAGGGCAAGAUUCAGGAUGCCAUCCGAGUGAAUGGCAGCAUCCACCUCAGCAUUGACAACGCCCGUCUGGCUGCUGACGACUUCAGGAUCAAGUAUGAGAACGAGCUGGCCAUGCGCCAGUCGGUGGAAGCCGACAUUGCCGGGCUGAGGAGGGUUCUUGACGAGCUGACAAUGACCAGGUCUGACCUGGAGAUGCAGAUCGAGGGCCUGAAGGAGGAGUUGAUCUUCCUCAAGAAGAACCAUGAGGAGGAGCUUCUGGCCUUGCGAGCCCAGAUGAGCGGUCAGGUCAACGUGGACGUAGACGCUGGGCCAAGUGUCGACCUGAACAAGAUCUUGACAGAGAUGAGAGAACACUAUGAGGGCAUCGCUGCUAAGAACCGUAAAGAACUGGAGACCUGGUUCCAGGCCAAGACAGAGACACUCAACAAAGAGGUGGUAAGCCAGACUGCUACCUUGGAGACAUCCAAGUCGGAGAUCACGGAGGUCAAGCGCACGCUGCAGGCUCUGGAGAUUGAACUGCAGUCCCUGCUGGGAUUGAAAGCGUCACUGGAGGGGACACUGGCGGACACUCAGAACCGAUACGCCAUGAUUCUCGCUGGAUACCAGUCUCAGGUGACCAGCAUAGAGGCGCAGUUGGUCGAGCUGAGGGCUGAUAUGGAGCGUCAGGGACAAGAGUACCAGAUGCUACUGGACAUCAAGACCCGCCUGGAGGUAGAGAUUGCACAGUACAGGAGGCUGCUGGAAGGAGAGUCCACCAGUACGAGCUCUUCCAGCACUACAACCAAAAACAUUGUGACGGUGAUUGAGGAGACGGUGGAUGGGAAGCUUGUUUCCUCAACCUCAUCCACCCAGUCCUCCAAAAAGACCUACUGAGAAGUCCAAGCUUAUGUCUCCUGGACCUGCAAACAAUAAAGUCUCUCAGAAACAUGAGCUGUGCAACAUUUCAUUUUCUGAAGCUCUGAACUAUAGACUUUAUUUGGUCUUUCAGGAAUCCAUAUCGCAACACAUGUUCCAAAGGUUGCAG
Thalassophryne amazonica is the source of this 1567-nucleotide messenger RNA. RefSeq names its product keratin, type I cytoskeletal 13-like. The transcript is spliced from 8 exons. NCBI's taxonomy places the organism in Eukaryota, Metazoa, Chordata, Actinopteri, Batrachoidiformes, Batrachoididae. Gene Ontology annotation, molecular function: structural molecule activity. Bases 100 to 1416 code for a protein of 438 amino acids. The record is from RefSeq and is a predicted model, not a curated record.